UCAGCCUUGAAUCUAAAGUUUUACUCCACAGAUUCAAAAGCAGUAAUUAAACUAAGAAAGAGUUAAGUUGUCCUCAAAUACUAAUUAGUAUUUGGAGUAAAUAAUUAGUUACAUAUUUAUUUAUUGUCAGUAGAAAGGGAAAAAAAACUGGCAGAUCCCAUCCACAGCAUUUAUUGUCUCCAGCAUUGUUUUUCUUCAAUCCUCAUCUCCAAUUGGAUCUCAAUCCUCUUAAUCCAAUUCAACAGCAGAUGAAUUACCAUUGAAAUUGAACCCUGAAUCUAACUCAAAACAAUGGAUAUUGCAAUACCGAUAAUCAACAACAACACUUCUCUCAAAGGUCAUCAUCAUCUCAAAGACAACGACAAACACGACCGUCGACGAACCACCAACAACCUCAAUUACAAGAUCCAGUUCUUAAAACCACUACUAAUCUUCAUCGUCGCAGCCGCAUUCCUGCUAUCAAUCCUAAUCACCGCCGCAUUCGGAAUCGGAAGUCUAAUCAUACACAACACGAAAUCAACUCCGUCGGAAUUAACACUGGACGAGACAAUGGAGUUGCUCAAUCUCGUCUGCAACGUCACUCAUUAUCCGGUUUCAUGUAAACAUUCGUUAUACCAAGAGAUCGUCGGUCCAGCGGUGGAUAACCCGGCGAGGCAUUACGCCGACGGGAUAUUCAAACUAUCGUUGACGGUUGCCACGAGAGAGUUACAGAACAUGUCUUCGUCGAUUCCGGCGGUGGCGGUGAAUCUGAAAGUGAAUCGGAGAGAUGAGCGGGUUAAAGUCGAAGCUGCGUUGAGGGAUUGCAGGGGACUGAUUGAGGAUGCGAUCGAUAAGAUUGAGACAUCGAUAUCGUCUAUUGAUGAGAAGGAAGAGGAGUAUGAAAGAGAUAAGAAGAGGUUGUUUAUGGUGUCGGAGUCGAAGAAGAUGGUGAAUGAUAUACGGGGAUGGGUGAGUGCUGCACUCACGAAUACGGAUACUUGUUUGGAUGGAUUGGAAGAUGUCUUGGAUAAUGAUGAGAAUUCCAAGAUUUUACCUGAAGAUUUGAAGAUUGUGAUGAUGAAUUCGAAAGAGUAUGUUACUAAUUGUUUGGGGAUUGUUUCCAAUUUUGAUACGGUUCAUAAGAUUAUCAACUGGAAUCUUCAUCGGAAUUCUUGAUUUUGAUGCAUUUCUGAAAACGGCGGGCAAUUGUUCGCCGCCGAAAACCAACAUACAGUUGCACCUCUGGAGUUGCACCCACACCCACUUCAGUUGCAACUAGCAGAGCUGUCAAUCAAUCUGGCCACCAUUUGGAUUAGCACCUUCCUGCAGAGAUGGCAAAAGAUUUAACCUUGAAAUUAUCUUUGGGAUGUCCACCUAAAGUAAAAAAAUUCAAGAUUGCUAUGAUAAGAAGUGGGGCGAACCUACAGUUUUAAAGAGACUCCACAUUAGUCGAUUUCCACGACUUUUAGUUCAACAACAGCUCCACCCUACUUGUGUCUCUUAUGUAGGAUAAUGUUGCAGACAUUCUCGAAACUGCUUCAUCUUGUGUCUCUUAUGUAGGAUAAUGUUGCAAACACAACUUCAUUAAAACAAACAGAUUAUGAACACCACAAUACCAUAAUCACAUAUACUCCAAUUGAGUCCCCAAUUGCCAAUUUUAAAAAAUACCUCAACUUCUUUUAAAUUUAGCUUAAAAAAUUCACAUCCUCUUUUAGGUACUCUAAUGAUCCAGAGAUUACGAGGAUCCUCUUUCUUUUGAAGAUGUCCUUAAACUUAGUAAACAUUCUAGCCCUGCAAUCAAGGAACUUUGGUUGAGAUUUGGUUUAUGAGGAAUGGUUACUGUUAUGAUGAUGAAAAACCAGAUCCUGUGAAGAUUCAAAAGAAAAUUCAGAAAAUUGUUCAUGAUUAGAUUAAGAGGAACCUUGUGGGGAAAUGAUAUUGAAAGAAACAUCUUGCUAUUUCAAUAUAGAAAGAUGAGAUGUCUCAGGAUUAUUGAGUUAUUCUUCAAUUUGCCAGCUGAAAAUGUAAUACUCUUGUGCUGUCAUGGUGCCUCCAAAGAAAAUGCUGGUAUGAGUUUGUGGUUAGCAAUUGUGAAAGUGCUUUUGUGUAUGCAGAGUGUGGUGGCCUAGGAGUCACCACUAACUUCAUUUCUGAAUUUAUAGCUACCAUAUGUGCUCUUAAGCAUAGAA
Molecule: messenger RNA, 2168 nt
Organism: Papaver somniferum (opium poppy)
Lineage: Eukaryota; Viridiplantae; Streptophyta; Magnoliopsida; Ranunculales; Papaveraceae
Product: putative pectinesterase/pectinesterase inhibitor 26
Exons: 2
Coding region: 292-1155 (287 amino acids)
Molecular function (GO): enzyme inhibitor activity
Source: RefSeq, a predicted model, not a curated record